AUGUUGAAAGAAACAUUACAGCAGCAUGCUCCACAAAAACGACGAAUUAUAACUCUUCGUCCUUUAUCGCCAUGGUACAAUGAGGAGAUUGGUCAAGAAAAAAGAAAUCGCAGGAAACUGGAGCUCCGCUCGCGCGCAUCUGGACUAUGUAUUGACGGACAGUUAUAUGUUAAACAAUGUGAGACAGUGAAUGCCAUGAUAAAGAAUGCUAAGACAACAUACUACUCAUUGGUUAUUUCCAAUAAUGCACAUAAUCAGAAAGUGUACAUGUUAUUUAGUACAGUUAAUAAAUUACUCCAUCGAAAGCCAACUGCGUCAUGA
This is a messenger RNA of Paramuricea clavata, 321 nucleotides long. The record is from the annotation of a GenBank genome assembly. NCBI's taxonomy places the organism in Eukaryota, Metazoa, Cnidaria, Anthozoa, Malacalcyonacea, Plexauridae.